UUUGUGUGAGAGAGAGAGUGUCGGGUCAGAUAGAGAGCAGCAUGCAGUUGCUGCUCUAAGGAAGAGUUUUAGACUGCUGUGUGUGUGAGCAGGGUGGGUCUCUUCCUGGCAGUGUGUGUGUGAGAGAGAGAGAGGUAACAUUGUGUCUCUGAUGUAAAGAUGGAUUUUCUCUUAAGUGUGUGUGUAUUUGUCCUGACCUGGACUUCAACCAUCACCACCAUCAUUGGGGCCAGAGAUGUGGACUGGGAUGAUGUAGUGCUGGCAGAGCGUAACUCCAGUGUCACGUUGCCGUGCCGAUACGAGCCCCUCAAGAAGAACCACGUCAUCAACUGGAUGGUGAUGCCACUGGGCACGGCAGACAGAGUGCCACUGCUCACAGCCGAUCACCAGAGAGAGUUCCUGCACUCCCGGAAGAUCGGUCUCGGGUUGGCCAAUCGGAACUACCCGAAGACAGGCGACCUGUCGCUGCGGAUGGUCGCCACGGAGACAGAUGUGGGGCGAUACUGGUGUCUCGUGGAGCAGGCGGGAAAGCAGCUGAAGAUGAGCGUAGUGCUUCUGGCGCUCGUGGACAUUACGGUUGUCCCUGAGAGUCCUGUUCCUGAGGACACCACUGUGCGUCUCACUGCCCAGGUCACGCCCCUGUACGCUGUCUCCAUAGCGACCUGGCUGUCCCCCGCAGGUGUGGCGCUGCGCUCGGAGAGGGGGGGUGUUCUGGGGGGGCAGAUGACCAAACUACCCCGCUUCAACCGCAGCCACCAGGGCAUCUACACCUACACCAUCCGUCCCCACGGCAACAGCCGCCCCAGCACCUUCCAGUUUGCCGUCAGCAUCACCGCAGACAUGAAUGAGGUGGCGAAGUUCCCUAACCAAACGUUUGGUCCGCUGUUGCAGCUGGUGUGCCACUCGCGGGCCACUGUGGUUCUAGAGUGCCCUCCGGUUCUGGGCGACUAUGUGCUGCUCUACUGGCAGCAGGCUGACACCCAGAGCAUGCGUCUGGCCUACGAGCACGACCGCUGGCGCCAGAGCUCCACCAAUCACAGCGGGCUCUGCCUGCGGCUGCUGGGCCCCACCCCCCUGGUGGAGGAGGGACACCUCUCGUCCAAUCAGAGAGAGCGGAACUCCUUUUCCUUCCAGCUGACGCCCGAACAGAGAGAUGGGGGUGUGUUCCGCUGUGAGGUCUUCCUCAAUGACCAUGUCCACGUCGAGACAACGCAGCUCAGCGUAGUACACGUGUUUGCUAAGCACAGCUCGACUGAGCUUAUGGUCCUAUGCUGCCUGUACUCUGAGUGGUCUCAGGUCCAGCGCGUGACGUGGACCCAUCAGAACCGGACUCUGCAGUGGGAGACCACUAGUCCUGGCCAGAUCAGAACCACCGUCUCCCACCGCCCAGAUGCGGCCGGCAGCUACACCUGCACCAUCCAGCUGGAGAACGGACUCAAUGCCUCCGCCCUCUACACCGUCACACUGCCCCCUACAGGUGAUAGCACUGCAGUCUACACCACAACACUGCCCCCUACAGGUGAUAGCACUGCAGUCUACACCACCACACUGCCCCCUACAGAGAGCCCCAGUGGUUCUGUCCAUUCUCUGCUUCCCUCCUUGUCUGCUCUUUUGCUCCUGGUUCCUGUGACGACGAUGGUUGCUGGGGUGUUUCUAUGGCGACGGGCACAGAGUAUCAGUCGCCGCGGAGUGGAGCAUUCCUCUUAUUGUGGGGAGGUGGAAAAUAUUUAUGAGAAUCCUGAAGACCUCAGACAACCUCCACAGGGUGCUGUUUACAUGGAUCUGAAGCCCACUGGAGGUGACUGUAAUGUGUAUAAGGAGCUGGACAGAUAUGAUCAGUGUAAAUAAAAACACUGCAGAGAAGAACCAUCUCACACUCUUCCUGAACAGGAGCACAGGAACACUCUACAUAAAUACACACACACACACACACACACACACACACACACACACAUACCACACACGCACGCA
Messenger RNA from Alosa sapidissima (American shad), 1971 nucleotides. RefSeq names its product g6f-like (gene g6fl). Gene Ontology annotation, cellular component: external side of plasma membrane; membrane raft. Gene Ontology annotation, biological process: positive regulation of ERK1 and ERK2 cascade; T cell activation; interleukin-15-mediated signaling pathway. Gene Ontology annotation, molecular function: protein tyrosine kinase binding; MHC class II protein binding. The coding region runs from base 160 to 1848 and encodes 562 amino acids. The transcript is spliced from 13 exons. NCBI's taxonomy places the organism in Eukaryota, Metazoa, Chordata, Actinopteri, Clupeiformes, Clupeidae. The record is from RefSeq and is a predicted model, not a curated record.